AUGAAAAAAGCCUAUCCAAAAUGGACGGAGGAAAUAGUUGGCGGGAAGAGCUACGAAGGUCGACCGAUACGUGGCCUUCGCAUCAAUACCCCAGCGGAAGAAGGAGUAGAAAAACCAGUGUUUUUCAUCGAAUCAGGUAUACACGCACGGGAAUGGAUCGCACCCGCCACAACAACAUACUUCAUCAAUCAAUUGCUUACAAGCUCCAACCCUAAUGUAACUAGACUGAGGGAUCAGUUCGACUGGCGAAUCUUCCCUACUGUUAAUCCUGAUGGAUAUCAUUACAGCUAUAUAUAUGACAGAUAUUGGAGGAAGACUCGAUCUGUGUCACCAAAUGGCUGCAGAGGAGCUGACCCAAAUCGCAACUGGGACUACAACUGGGGACAACAUUCAACAUCUAGCAACCCUUGCGAUUAUCAGCUCUACGCAGGCUCCCGUCCAUUCUCUGAAAUCGAGACCCAGACUCUCUCCGACUAUAUUUCAGAAAUAGAUAACCUUUUAUUCUACGUAGCUUUCCACUCUUACGCAGCACUUCUACUUGUGCCUUAUUCUGAUUCCACUGAACAUAUCAACAAUUAUGAUGAUUUGGUUCAAAUAGGUAAAGCCUCCUUGGACUAUGGAUAUAAAGUAAAUAAAGAGAGGUAUGAGGGACCGGGUACAGCUGCAGAAACUUUGUACAAAGCGUCAGGAGGCAGUAUGGACUGGGUCAGAUAUGCUCUGAAUACUCCACUGGUAUAUACGUAUGAGCUUCGAGGAUCGUCUUUCCACUGGCCACCUUCAAGGAUUUCAGAACAGGGGGAAGAAGUUACCCAAAUGCUACUAGGUUUGGCCACAGAAGCAAAUAAACUAGGAUAUCAC
Molecule: messenger RNA, 858 nt
Organism: Brenthis ino (lesser marbled fritillary)
Lineage: Eukaryota; Metazoa; Arthropoda; Insecta; Lepidoptera; Nymphalidae
Source: the annotation of a GenBank genome assembly